AUGCUUUAUGGAAUAUUAUUGGAAAGUGUACGAGAUGGAAUAUGUCUUAGUUAUGGUAAUCAAAUAUGGAAAAAAAUUGUACAAGAACUUAAUUUUGAACAUGAAUCAUUUACAACACUCGGUCAAUAUGAUGAUAAUUUAAUUGAUAAAAUAGCAGAAUGUCUUGCUGAUAUACUGCACGAAGGAACACCUGAGUAUUAUAUGCAAUUUUUUGGUGAAUGUUUUGUUAGAUUUUUUACUAAUUAUGGUUAUGAUAAAAUUUUACGUGUUGCUGGAAGACAUUUUAGAGAUUUUCUUCAUUCAAUUGAUCAACUUCAUGAUUCAACUAAAUUUAGUUUUCCUCAAAUGAAAUCUCCAUUGUUUCAUGUUCUUGAAGAAGAUGUACACGGAGCUUUGCUUCAAUAUAAAUCUCGGCGUCGUGGCUUUCAACGAUAUAUAGUUGGUCAAUUGAAAGAAUGUGCAUCAAGAUUUUAUAACGAAGAUAUCUAUGUUCGAAUUCAAGAUGAUAUGUCAACCAAUGAAUGUACUCUUAUUAUAUUUCGAGUUGAUUUUAAUAAUUCAAUUGUAAAAGAAGCUUCAAAACGUUUACUCAAUAUUCGAAAUUUACCGGAUAUAACAAGUGAAACAUUUUUUAAAGUCUUUCCAUUUUGUCUUAUGAUCGAUCCAACAAUGUGUAUAUCUCAUAUGGGAAAAUCAAUUAAAAAUCUUUUCCCCGUUGAUACCAUUCUAAUUGGUCGUGAUCUUCAUGAGGUUUUUAAACUUAUUCGACCAGAUAUUGCACUUGAAUGGAAUAAGGUGAUUAGUUAUGGUCGUCAUAUUGUUUUUUUAAUGGAAAGUCGAAUACCACUUCGACCUAAUCAAAUGAAUCAAUUAGUUGAAAAUUCAACAAUAGAAAAGUCUAAAACAAUAACAGCAGUUUCAGUUAUUCGAUUGAAAGGGCAAAUGAAAUGGAUUAGUAGUUGGAAUGUGAUCGUUUUUUUAUGCCAUCCAGUAUUAUCAACAACUGAAGAGAUGAUGAAUAUCGGGUUAACACUUCAUGAUUUAAAUUUUUAUGAUGGAAGUAGCGAAAUUCUUAUAUCAGGAAUGCAGCAUACAAAACAAUUACAAGCAGCCAUUGAAAAACAACAUGCAUGGAUUUCGCAAUUACAAGCAAUUAAAAUUGAAUUACAAGAAUGGCGCCGAAAAGGAAAACGUCUUCUAUACUCAAUGAUGCCACGUCACAUAGCUCAAAUGCUUCAACAAGGAGUUGUAGCUAAUUCAAUUUGCGAAUCGCAUAAAUUAAUAACAGUAUUAUUUUGCUAUACAUUAGAUUUUAAAGAUGUUAUACAAAAAUUAACUCCAACAGAAAUUGUUCAAUUUAUUAAUCAAAUGGUUAUUAUUUUUGAUCAAUGUUCGGAAAAAUAUGAUGUUUUUAAAGUUGAAACAAAAGCUGAUUCAUCUUAUAUGAUUGUAUCCGGUAUUCAAGAACGAUCUCAACAAAGACGAAUAUCAAAUGUGUCAGGAUCAAGUGCAAGAAGUUCCAUGGGUGACGAUAGUUUAGAUGAAGGAAUUACUAGUGUUAAAAAUCCACUUGGUUUAAAUCAAGCAGAAAUUGCUGCUGGACUUGCUCUUGAACUUUCAAAACAAUCAAAAAAAUUAAUUAAUGAAAUAAGCAAAAUAUCAUUUAAGAUUAAAAUCGGUUUUCAUUCAGGUCCAGCAGUUGGAGGAAUUGUUGGACAUAAAAAUUAUCAAUAUUGUCUUUUUGGUGAUACUGUUAAUACGGCAAGUCGAGUAACAACAUCAAGUGAUGUGGAUCGUAUUCAUUUAAGUGCAGCAUCUUGGCAAUUAUUGAAAGAUUCUCCUUAUUUUGAAAUAAGUCCUCGAGGAAAAAUUCAAAUAAAGGGUAAAGGUGAAAUGCAAACAUAUUGGUUGAAUGGAGCUAAAGAAGCUUAUAUUGAACAUACAAAUAUAUUAGAAACAACAACUGAAAUUGUUGAUAAUGAUAUUUUAUCGAAUUAUCAUCCAACAAUGUAUGAAAUAAAUGAUACAAAAAAAUCGAUUCCAAAUGUAAUUAAUAAAUUAACCCCGCCAUCUGAUCAAUGUCCUUUUCGUGAACUUAAAACAACUGGUUUUAUUUAA
Messenger RNA from Rotaria socialis, 2118 nucleotides. NCBI's taxonomy places the organism in Eukaryota, Metazoa, Rotifera, Eurotatoria, Philodinida, Philodinidae. The record is from the annotation of a GenBank genome assembly.